Molecule: messenger RNA, 2025 nt
Organism: Penicilliopsis zonata CBS 506.65
Lineage: Eukaryota; Fungi; Ascomycota; Eurotiomycetes; Eurotiales; Aspergillaceae
Exons: 4
Coding region: 1-2025 (674 amino acids)
Biological process (GO): protein refolding; endoplasmic reticulum unfolded protein response; cellular response to unfolded protein
Cellular component (GO): nucleus; membrane; endoplasmic reticulum lumen
Molecular function (GO): heat shock protein binding; ATP-dependent protein folding chaperone; ATP hydrolysis activity
Source: RefSeq, a predicted model, not a curated record
AUGGCUCGUCUGUCACGACAGGAUGGAGCGUCCAAGCCCUUUGCUUGGACGACCAUCCUCUACCUGCUUUUUGUCUUCAUUGCGCCCAUGGCGCUGCUGGGCACUGCCAACGCGCAGGAUGACCAGGCGCCGCUGCAAGACAGCUACGGUACUGUCAUUGGUAUCGAUCUGGGAACCACCUACUCUUGUGUCGGUGUGAUGCAGAAUGGCAAGGUCGAGAUUCUCGCCAACGACCAAGGAAACCGUAUUACCCCCUCGUACGUCGCCUUCACCGAUGACGAGCGUCUGGUCGGUGACGCCGCGAAGAACCAAUAUGCCGCCAACCCCGAGCGUACUAUCUUUGACAUCAAGCGUCUGAUUGGUCGCAAGUACGAAGAUAAGGAUGUUCAGAAGGAUAUCAAGGGUUUCCCCUUCAAGGUCCAAAGCAAGGAUGGCAAGCCCGUGGUCAAGGUUGAGGUCAACAAGAGCCCCAAGACCCUGACUCCCGAGGAAGUCUCCGCCAUGGUUCUCGGCAAGAUGAAGGAGGUGGCCGAGGGCUACCUUGGAAAGCAGGUCACCCACGCCGUCGUGACGGUCCCGGCCUACUUCAACGACGCCCAGAGACAGGCUACCAAGGACGCCGGUACGAUUGCCGGCCUGAACAUCCUCCGUGUCGUCAACGAGCCCACUGCCGCCGCUAUCGCCUAUGGUCUGGACAAGACCGGUGACGAGCGCCAGGUCAUUGUGUACGAUCUGGGUGGUGGUACCUUCGAUGUGUCCCUUCUGUCGAUCGAUAACGGUGUCUUUGAGGUCCUGGCUACUGCCGGUGACACCCACCUGGGUGGUGAGGACUUUGACCACCGCGUCAUGGACUACUUCGUCAAGCAGUACAACAAGAAGCACGACACCGAUGUCAGGAAGGAUCUCAAGGCCAUGGGUAAGCUCAAGCGCGAGGUUGAGAAGGCCAAGCGCACUCUGUCUUCCCAGAUGUCGACCCGCAUUGAGAUCGAGUCCUUCCACAACGGCGAAGACUUCUCCGAGACCCUCACCCGCGCCAAGUUCGAGGAGCUGAACAUGGAUCUCUUCAAGAAGACCCUCAAGCCCGUCGAGCAGGUGCUCAAGGACGCCAAGGUCAAGAAGUCCGAGGUCAACGACAUCGUUCUGGUCGGUGGCUCCACCCGUAUCCCCAAGGUGCAGGCUCUCCUCGAGGAGUUCUUCAACGGCAAGAAGGCUAGCAAGGGUAUCAACCCUGAUGAGGCCGUCGCCUUCGGUGCCGCCGUCCAGGGUGCCAUCCUCUCCGGCGACGAUGAGGUCAACGAUGUCGUUCUCAUGGACGUCAACCCCUUGACUCUCGGUAUCGAAACCACUGGCGGCGUCAUGACCAAGCUCAUCCCUCGCAACACCGUCAUCCCCACCCGCAAGUCGCAGAUCUUCUCGACGGCGGCCGACAACCAGCCCACCGUCCUGAUCCAGGUUUAUGAGGGUGAACGUUCCCUGACCAAGGACAACAACCUCCUCGGCAAGUUCGAACUCACCGGCAUUCCCCCGGCCCCCCGCGGCGUGCCUCAGAUUGAGGUCUCGUUCGACCUGGAUGCCAACGGUAUCCUCAAGGUUAGCGCCAGUGACAAGGGCACGGGCAAGGCCGAGUCGAUCACCAUCACCAAUGACAAGGGCCGUCUCAGCCAGGAGGAGAUCGACCGCAUGGUUGCCGAGGCCGAGGAAUUCGCCGAGGAGGACAAGGCCAUCAAGGCCAAGAUCGAGGCUCGCAACGGACUGGAGAACUAUGCCUUCAGCCUGAAGAACCAGGUCAAUGACGAUAACGGCCUGGGUGGACAGAUCGAUGAGGACGACAAGCAGACUAUCCUGGAUGCCGUCAAGGAAGUGUCCGAGUGGCUCGAGGAGAACGCAGCCACGGCGUCGACCGAGGACUUUGAGGAGCAAAAGGAACAGCUCUCCAGCGUCGCGUACCCGAUCACCAGCAAGCUGUAUGGCUCUGCUCCGGACGAUUACGACGAUGAGGAGCCCAGCGGCCAUGAUGAACUGUAA